Messenger RNA from Rhincodon typus (whale shark), 762 nucleotides. RefSeq names its product casein kinase I-like. Bases 1 to 762 code for a protein of 253 amino acids. The record is from RefSeq and is a predicted model, not a curated record. Gene Ontology annotation, cellular component: cytoplasm; nucleus; plasma membrane. The transcript has 7 exons. Gene Ontology annotation, molecular function: protein serine/threonine kinase activity; ATP binding. NCBI's taxonomy places the organism in Eukaryota, Metazoa, Chordata, Chondrichthyes, Orectolobiformes, Rhincodontidae. Gene Ontology annotation, biological process: signal transduction; peptidyl-serine phosphorylation; endocytosis.
AUGGAGUGCAUAACACCAGUACAUAAGACUUGGAGUCACUUGUAUUCCCAUGCCCGAUUGUUGUCAUGCAUUCUGUUAGAAACUUACCAGCUUCACCACCCACACGCUGUAGAUUGUCAUCGUAAUUGUAAGACAGGCAUUGUUUGCUUUCUUCUCCCCAUAAAGAAAUUCAUGAAGCUCAUUUUAGAAGAUGGAAUUCCUCAGGUUUAUUACUUUGGUCCAUGUGGCAAAUACAAUGCUAUGGUGCUUGAAUUACUGGGACCUAGCUUGGAAGAUUUAUUUGACCUUUGUGACAGAACCUUUACCCUUAAGACAGUGCUUAUGAUAGCUAUACAGCUAAUUUCCCGAAUGGAGUACGUGCACUCUAAGAACUUGAUAUAUAGAGAUGUAAAGCCAGAAAACUUCUUAGUGGGACGACCGGGAAGCAAAAAUCAGAAUGUAAUUCACAUAAUAGAUUUUGGCCUUGCUAAAGAAUACAUAGACCCAGAGACAAAAAAGCACAUCCCUUACAGAGAACACAAGAGCCUUACUGGAACAGCCAGAUAUAUGAGCAUUAAUACCCAUUUAGGAAAAGGUAAAAACUUGUACACAAAUGAAUAUGUGGCAAUUAAACUGGAACCUAUGAAGUCCAGAGCACCGCAACUUCACUUGGAAUAUAGGUUCUACAAACAGCUGGGAUCUGGAGUUCACAGAUACAGAUAUGUUGCUAAAGUUCCCAAUAGAUGGGGCUUUUUGAACGUAAAAGUUCAACCAGACGUAUGA